AUGAGUCUACCUGUCCGCAGCUGUCUGUGUAGACGACACAGUGAGCGUUUUGAGGGACCACAUGGGCCCCGACAGUGGCUAAGGCUGCUAAGGCGAUCCACAUGCAGCAAACGAGGCAGUAAUAGCAAAUUCAGUACAGAACGCACCAAAUCAAAGGGAGGAGCAAGUUUGAUGUCCCCUCCAGGCCACCCAGGUACAUGUCCGAAUAAUUUGAAACGUGGCAGCAAUUACAACAGGCGUGUAGAAACAAUACGAAAGUUUACAAUUUAA
This is a messenger RNA of Cotesia congregata, 270 nucleotides long. The record is from the annotation of a GenBank genome assembly. NCBI's taxonomy places the organism in Eukaryota, Metazoa, Arthropoda, Insecta, Hymenoptera, Braconidae.